This is a messenger RNA of Dicentrarchus labrax (European seabass), 874 nucleotides long. RefSeq lists its product as uncharacterized. The transcript is spliced from 3 exons. NCBI's taxonomy places the organism in Eukaryota, Metazoa, Chordata, Actinopteri, Moronidae. The record is from RefSeq and is a predicted model, not a curated record. The coding region runs from base 109 to 837 and encodes 242 amino acids.
ACAUCCAAAAAUACUGUCGCUGACCUGUCUGUAGACUCUCAGGGGUCUGUCAAAACAGAACCAACAUAUACUGCAACCAGCCAAAACCUGGGAAAACCACCGGGGUCAAUGGAAAGGAGGAAUACUGAGACAGUUCAGUCCAGGGUGCAGAACAUUCGAGUCAAACCACCAAGCAUAUUUGUUUCUUCUGGACGUGUCCUCAACCAAAAGUCUUUGAGCCAACAAGCACAAAUCUCUAAUCCGUCCCAGUAUGCCACUGUCCCAACAGCUGUGAGCCCUAAUGGGAACUGCUGGACAGCCAAACAGCUUCCUGAACACAGGGGUUCAAACGUAAGAUCAGACCAUGUUCCUGAAAGACCAGGUUCCUCUACACUAAAGCAGGAACAUGGUAUUCACAUUGACAGAGUAAGAUCAGAUCAAACUUCAGUGAUCCGCCUCACUGGUCUGUCCCCAAACCAGGUCCAAUCAACAGCUGAGACAGAAAACAUUGGACAGGAAUCUGCUUCUACUCAGAGACUCCUUCAACCAACAGGAGAGUCUCACAUUCGAGUCAGACUGGUUCCUGGUCUGCAAGGAAGACGGCAAACUACUGACAAACUCAAACUGCAGAAUCCCACCAGAGGAACCAGCAGCUUCACACCAAAGAGCAUCCUAAACUCUCCUGUCAACGUCAGAGAACUGACCAAUCCCCACAGCGAGGGGGGAGCUGGGUUUACUGGUUCCCACACAGGUCCUAAUGGUUUCAGUUCAGACCUGAACAUUGACACAUCUGACUGUGGUGGCCAGUAUGGAGCCAGUGUCCACCAAGGCAUUGUGAGAGGUAAACCGUUCAGCUGAUGAAGAAAUUCUAGAAGCAAACAGUCUGCAGAGUCUG